Messenger RNA from Peromyscus leucopus (white-footed mouse), 1909 nucleotides. Its product is annotated as translation machinery-associated protein 7-like. Bases 1395 to 1589 code for a protein of 64 amino acids. Lineage: Eukaryota; Metazoa; Chordata; Mammalia; Rodentia; Cricetidae. The record is from RefSeq and is a predicted model, not a curated record. The transcript has a single exon.
GUUUGUAAUUAAUAUUAAGCUUCUGAGCGAUUAUUUUAUAAGUGGUUGUGAGAGCUCAGAUGGGAGAGAUUUGUCGGGACUGCAGGGCUAAGCAGAGAAAAUUCCCCCUACACACUUCCUGCUACUUAGGGGACCUGGGGAGAUGCAGAACAGAAGAAUGACUUGGGGAAAACACCUAAAUAAACUGAGUUACUCCUCGUGGUAGCCUCAUGUUCUUGCUGUGCUGUAGAGCACAGAGGACCUGCCAGCACUUCAGAUCCCUGGGAGGCGAAUGUAAGUUCCAUGCUUUAAUAUUUAUUACAUAUCUAAAAUUGUUAGCAUUGACCUUGAAAUUCGGUGUCUUCUGAGUUAAAGCACAUGGGAUUUAUGGAAAAACUCUGAAUCUAAAACUUAGUAGAUCAUUUCCUUGUUCUGUAGACUGUUUGUUUUCCAUCCAAUGGAUAUACAGAAAUCCUAAGUAAUGCAGUGGCAUUAGGAAAUGGAACCUUGCGGGGAGGGUUGAGCUUGAGUCUAAAGGUCUCAUGGGCAGACCAGUGUUCCUACAAGAGAAGCUCUGGGGGGCUUUCUGAGCCUGUUAUCUAUGUAUGGAGAGAUGCAAGAAGCUGGUAAACAGCAAAAGGCACCCACUGGAAGUGGAGCAUGCUGGCUGCACCUCAACUCACAUGUGUAACCCCUUGAACUCUAGGAAAUAGUCUUAUGUUAUGGAUCAGCCUCUUGGCCUGUUCUGCUUUGUUAUAGCUGCCAGAACCAACUAAAAUGCCCCCGAAAUGUGUUUCAUUUUUUUUCUUUUUACUGAAAAUAGAUUCUUUUCUUAUGAACUAGAUCCUGAUUAUAGUUUCUCUUCCCUCUACUACUCCCAGUUUCUCCUCCCCUCCCCUUUUUUUCCCCUCCAGAUCCUUUCUAUUUUAAAGCUCUGUUUUCAUUUGAAACAAACUAAGCAUCCUUAUAUAUUUCAUUAAGAUGCUUUGGGCAUGCAAGGAACCCAGAAAAUAAGUGACACAUAAUAUAUAUUUUAAGAAUGAAAGUCCCAUCCUAACUCUGUUCCCUCUCUGUGUCUUUACACUUUGACAAUUGUCACUCCAACACAUGAGGAAGGCAUGCUAAGACUUGAUUGCUCCCACCUGUGAAAAUACUAUAAAUAAUGAAUGAUACCAAUUUCACAUUGUGUUGGAAGACUGAUACUUAUGCUGGGAAAUAUAUGCAUCUCGUUCAGAAGCAAUAAAAGCAGAGAUGUGAGGUUGAAAAUGCACUUCAGUUAGACCAAGUUUUUUGUAGAAGCCUCACCUCUGGCUUCUUUCCCUGCCACUUAAAGUAAAUGGCUGCAUUCAUUGUAAGUAUUUACUUCCAUAUUCAUUAAAAUGAACAGAUAAAUUUAAAAUACUCCAAACUUGGCCAUGUCAGGCCUCGAAGGUGGCAAAAAGAAGCCCCUGAAACAGCUCAAGAAGCAGGCCAAGGGGAUGGAUGAGGAAGACAAGACUUUCAAGCAGAAACAAAAAGAGGAACAGAAGAAAUUUGAGGAGGUAAAAGCCAAGGCCAUGGGAAAGGGACCCCUGGCCACAGGUGGAAUUAAGAAAUCUGGCAAAAUGUAAGCUGUUCCUCAUAUCUGAGAUGAUGGUGACCCUCUUCCAUUCCUAUUUACACACCUGAAUUCCCUGCCAUAAUAUCUUUGCCACCUACAGUCAGAAUGAAGUGUUACCCUGGAGCCUGUUGUACAUUGUAAUAAACUUUUGUAAAAAAAUAAAAUAAAAUAAAUAAUACAAUGGCUCAUUGUCUCUAGUGUUCAGCAAUUCCUACCUCAGCUAUGAAUUUAAAGUAAACCCAGGCUGAAAUUCUACCAGAGCUGUUUCAUCUCUGUUGUACUAUGAAUUCUGUAUCACUUUGAAUUAAUUAAACCAACUCAUUAAAAGGC